AUGCGUACGUCGAGCCCACCGCCCGACGUACACGCAGCCGAAUCCCGGGACGCGCGCGACGCACCCUCAAGUGUGUUUGCCGCGACCCCUCAAGUUUCCGUUUCGAUGCAUACGCAUCCACCGUCAGCACCUGCAGUCGAUGCAGCGAUCAACGAGAUCGUUGUAUUCACUGUCAGAGAACCUCAUGAGGUGCUGAAUCCAUGCGACGCGCUAGUUUACGAGCUCAGCGGCGUUACGACGCACGACGUGUUCGGUGUGCCAUCCAGCACGACCGACAUGUCUCCCACUUCGACUUCGACUACAUACCGUCGUUCUACAAGUCGCCGCACAGUGGGUACGUCGAGCUACGGCGUACUCAAGGAUGUACCCGGCGUGUCAUCCGACCCCUUACAUGCGACCGAGGCGUACCCCACGACCACGAGGGUGCACCCGGUACGUACGUCACCAGUCGCAACACCCGCGUCGGAAGGCCACACUACGAACAACGAGUUCCUCGUGUGCCUCCCUGACGUCAAGAACGGGGUACUGGACUUGUGCAGCAGCACGACCCAGGACUUGAACGACGCGCGUUCAAGUCCAGCUCCGAGCGAGAAGACUGCGCAGAACGCAGGGAACGUCGAACAAGGAGGCUGCGAGGAGAUCAAGAAGGGGAAGAGGAGAAGGGAGGAGGAAGGACGUGAGGCGAGCAGAGAAAACGAGCACGAAGGCUCGAGAACUGCAGACUCGCGGUUCGACCUCGGCAUGGCUAUGUCGAGCCCUUACAUGUCUGAUACCGGCUGCAUGUACGAGGACUCGACCUCGUGUGAAUUCACGUCGACCGGGCGAGUUGCCGAGCAAGGUACUGACCUCAUCGUACUCGAUAACGAAGCCGAUGUCGUGUUCGACGACGCUGACCUCGGACAUCUCACGUCCACCUCAAUAUCGCGAUGUUCAUCCUGCAAUCAAUGCCGCCCGAUGUACGCACAGGGACAGGACCUCGUCCGUGCGCCAUGUACCCUCGAGUACAGCGGGCGCAUUUCAAACAUCAACCGCACUCCAAGCAUUGGAUACUUCAGACAUCUUAAAACCACGGGCAGCGUGGACUCCACUUCAGACGACAGCCACGUCGUUGCUCACCCUACCAGCCCAUCUUCGAAGCAUCUGCCUACAAUUACGGACCGAGGGAUUUGGCCAGGGCAUCCGGACGUCGCGCCCUUCUCCUCCCCGCCGUCCUCUGAGGGCGGUGCAACAUUAUCCUCCCCGGAGCUUGGACCUCUGCACGAUAGGGAAGAGACUUCCUACGACUACGACGGCAUACAACGUCUGCACGACACCAUCCUGCAGUGGCACCUUGCCGAGAAGAUAUUUGGCGAUCUCUUGAACGUUUCGAAUUUCCCCCUCAUCUACGACCAUCACAUCCGUCGCCACAACAUCUCGCCGCAAGACUGGAAGGAGACACAAACAUAUCUCCAACAGCAUUUGUAUAUCGUGCGGUGCCUGUCUUUCAUUUACAAUCCUACCAUGGCCACCGUCGACGUCUACUCUCCGACAAGCUUGCAUCAAAUCGUGACCAAUUCGAUGGACAAGAACAUCGUCAGAAUGAGCAAAGUGAACGGCCCUCAAACGAUAUCGAUAGAUGGAGCUCGAGGGCUCAUCACCGACAACGUAGGGCAUACGCCCGACUCCGUCAUAUCAAUAUCGACAACUCGACGCCUUCCAAGCGGCGACCUUAUAUACAUCGCGCGCGACACGUCUGUCGGUGAGACCUCGUUCACCCAGGUACUGGAGGACAUGCUGGGACAGAUCCAUGUGGCAAUGGGCAGUGGGCGGGACGAUAAGAUCGUCCCCCUCCUGUUCACAGGCAUCAACAUCGAAACUGAGGACUACAUCGACCCGGACCCGGAACAUUCAGCACCGGACGCCGGCGGGUUCAUCAAGGGAGGUGGCGCAGCUAACGAUGUUCUGUCCACCGGCUGGAAGCGAGGCGGCGAGGUGCUGAUGAAGCGGGCGAAAGCCCAAUGGUACAUGUUCAUUCCAGAGGAUCGCGAAGAACUGGGGGGUUGCCUCAAAAUAUGGCACGAGCGCAAGGACUGGGUCAUUUGGAAGUAUGGCGUGCCUAUCCAGCGUGUAUACGAGCCUGGCACACAUGCGUUCGAUGCGCGUGAAUUUGCGCUUGGCCGAUACCGGGCAGCGAUCGCCAAGAUUCGCGCAGCUGCGCACAACCAGCGCAUAUUAGCCCUCCUCAUGGAGGCAGACCAGACGGGCAAUGCGGCGGUUUUGAAGGAGCUAAGUCCAGCAGACCUUGCAGACAACAUCAACUUCGAAGAGCCUCCGAUCCCAGACCCGAUCCCAGACUUCAUCACAGACGUUGAAGUCGGAGCGCGUCAGAAGGCUCAAGACCAUUGGAAUCGGCACGGCUAUCGUGCGGAGACCAACAACGUCGUCCCACUCAACGACUCACAGGAACGCGCUCAGUAUCGCAAGUUCAUGGAGAGCCUCAAGCGCGUCCUUGAAGAGGAUGAGGCCCCAGGCGACGCCGAAGUCAUCGCAGACUUUCGAAAGAGGCAGCGUUUCAGCACGCCGUCUCCACCGCCACCGCCGAAGCCGCCGCAGCCGCCUCGUUUAAAGGUGGAAGAUUCGCCCGAGGAGGACGAGCACAGCGAGACCUCUGACGAGCACAGCGGCGGAUCGGCCCAGAGCUCCUUCGACGUACCUCGCAGCCUGGCGAAAACUGACGAGUACGCGCUUGCCACGGGUCGUACACUGAGGAGUGAGGCUAGGCCUCCUGGGAGACGUGGGCAACGUAUGGCUGGGUCAAUCGAUGUUGGCCAGUCAAUUACUGAACAAGAACAGCACAGUUUGAUCAUGCUGCUGGAGGCUACACCUAAUCUCAAUUCGGUCUUGUCGAACUUGCUUGCACGACUGCAAGCCACCCGAGCCACCCGGGACCUUCCCAAGAACGACUUGAUCCAGACAGGUCUCGAACUCUACUGCUGCGUAACGAAGUACAACAGGGAGACAUCGCCUCAGGCUACAAUAAACACGGUUAGUCUGGCUCGCUCGUUGGCCUACCAGGCAGCCUCGGUCGCAGCAUCGAAAGACGCGAACACCGUAUGGGAUUCAGAUCAGCUAAAGGCACCGUCGCAGUCGUCCAAGGCCACGGUUCACAAGUUCUUCACGAAACUCACAAGCAACCUGAGCGAACAAGUUAGCGUGGAGUGUUCUUGCGGCGUGCUGAUCCCAAGCUCACGAACACUAGCAUUUGGCGCGCCGAGCUCAAAACAACGACCAGGGUCGCCAAAAGAACAUUCCAAGAUUGGGUUUCUAUGGGCAGCAAAUUUGCCUUUGCAGCAGGAGGCGAACCUCCGAGUUCCAUUUGGAGCUGUAGACGGACAUUCAGCCCAGGACAUAGGCAAUAUGCUCCGCUGGCCAGACGGUAUGUUGAUGCUAUGUUACUUCUGGGACCAGCUCAUCGGUGCAGCAGACUCGCCAGCAGGACGACUAGUGAAGGAGGUAGUCAUCCCUUUCAUAUCUAAUCUGCACAAGCACUAUCCGACCAUGCUGGAGGACGUCUUCGCGGUGAACACGAGCAUUGGAAAUCUUGACGCGAACGACGCACUUUUUGACAGUCUCAAAUCAAACACCUUCAGCCUCGUUCCAAGACUGAAGAGCGUGUGGACGUCUUGUGACGAACGCGUUCUGGUACCGGUAACCUCACCAAUCUCAACAGCGACAGUCUUGCGACCUGCCUCUCCCAUUCAGCAACUAUAUCAACUGUCUCCACUAUCACCGUCCACGUCUCCGCUAUCGCCAUUGACCCCGCUAUCGUCGCCGCUAUCAUCACCGCACUUGUUCGGGCUCGGGCUCGGGCUCUCAGUAUUGCCACCUAUCCCUGCUAUCCCUGUGAUCGUCACGUCUUACGACCCUGCAAAGAAGAACAACGUACGAUACCCGGCUCCUCGUGACAAAGUCGAAAACAUUGCCUGGACAGAAACAGCACGUUCAUGGGCUCGCAAAGCCAUUGUGCCGCUUCAGGAAAUGUACAAUGCUGGAGAGAGAGUUAGUCAACAACGUUACGUUAGUGUUCCUGUGAACCUCAUAUCGGAUACCCUCAAUAUACGUGGGCGGGACAAUGGAUUGAUUGCGAGUAUCUGCACUUCAAUGCCAGAAGCCAUGAAGCGGCACUUAAUGGAUCGUCUUGUCGCCUGCUUCGAUUCGGACCCGUUCAAGCCAGUAGACUCAAACUCUGCGAACGGAGGCAGAACGUUCGAGGCAAUCCAUUUCUCUUGGUACAAUCGUCACUGUACAGUUGACAUGGAAGACCACCAGGGGAUCUACCAGUCCCUGAAGAAAACAUUUGCAGACGUCUUCAGUUGGGUAGAUGAAAAGCUUCAAUCUGUCUUACCAGUCGAAUACGAACGCCUUGAAGCUACCGCCGCAAUUCUACCCGGCAAUAACGCGUCGGUGGUCAAUCCGUUCGUAGGGCUAGUGGUCAACUUGAACGUGGUCACUCGCGCGCACAGAGACAGUAAGGACGACAGCGUCUGCCUGGUCUUGCCCAUUGGAGAUUUUGCAGGCGCCGCUAGCUCACUGUUACCAUUCGACAUUCUCAUGGCUACUCGUCAGUCCGCACGCAACGCCGCACGCCAGACGACUACGAAGCCCAAGACUGCGAAGUCUUCUGCCAAGUCAACGUCAGCCUCGAAGAAGUCAGGCGCCACGAAAACAUCCUUGCCGCAGGCCGCCACGGGCUCCAAACGUCCCAGGCAAGAGACACCAGUGCCGGAUGGCAAGACCUCUCAGGGCGAUAUCCUGUCGCCGUCCGAGAAGAAGAUGUACGACCGACUGAAAGCGAAGAUGGAGCAGGCCGAGAAGCAGGCGGCAGCAGACCGCAGGUCGAACACACAGAAGCUGAGUACAGCCAUGUUGCUGGCAGAGAAUGCAUCGGACGGAGAUGUUGAGGAACACGUUGAGGAGGAAGGUGCCGACGAGGCGGAUGAGGACGAGCAGCCGAGACGCAAGAAGCUGAAGAAGAACGUGGUAAUCAAUGACAGCGAUGACGAAGACCGCGACCAGCUUGUCGAUGAGGAUGAGGAGGUGCAGGUGAAGUCGAGCGAGCCAGAUGAAGCCCCAGACACGCCUCCGCAGCGCGCCAAACCUAAACCCAAGCCCGCAUAUGGCAAGAACAAGGGAAGGGAUGCUGAGAGCGGUGAGAGUGAAAAGGAUGACGGUACCCUGCCUACGCUCGACGAAGGCGAGCGUAGCCUUGCUAAGGCCCUCGGUCAUCGAUCGCCCGCUGCAAAGCAAAAGGCAACUACCAAGACGUCGCGAACGGCGAAGAUUCCUGAUGACGACGACAGUGGGUCAGACUACGGCGAACACCGCCGCACCACUCCCACUCCCACUCAGCCUGUCAAGGGCAAGAAGGUCUGGCGUAUGGACGCGGUUGUCAUUGACUCACCUCGCAAGAAGGUAAAGGUGGUCGACAGGAAGGAAAAGGGCAAGGUGAUCGUCCAGAAGAAGAAGCAGAAGAAGAAGGAGAUCGACUGGCUGGACACCGACAUGGAGUCGGACAGCGACACGGAGAAGGAGGCGGACGACGAUGAAGAAGACGACGAGCUGGGCCGCGACGAUGACGUAUGGCAGGAAGGCAGUGAGGAUGAAGAGAUGGACGAUGAUAGUGGGGACGAAGUGAUCGUUGUCAAGGCCCCGAAGAGCAAGAAUAGCUAUUCCAAAGGCAAGGCGAGUGCUCGCGGUCGCGGCAGUGCGAACAGAGUGAAAUCCGAAGGACGUCGUCGUGCACAGGCCAGGGACCUUCCCGAGACCCUUAGGGCGGUCGCCAGUUGCUCACAGAUGUAUCUUCGACUCCGACUCUCCCUCGAGCAUGCGUGGACGUCCGAGAAGAUGCAGAACAGCAGCCAGCUGCCUUACAAACACACGCUCAUCAAGAGGGCAAUAAGGGACGCUCGCUCUCACCGCGCCGAGGAUGGGAAGAAGAUACCGUACCUCGUGAGCGGCUUCAAGAUUCUCCAAACACCUGGGAAGAACCACCUCCGCGGCCAGGUCGCCACCAUCGUGUGGACCGGCGUGUGUCAGUUUCGGAACGACGUCAAGAAGAAGGCGAAAAUCGUCGUGGACAGCGCGUAUGGCCUGGCCGGCCUCUCGACGCAGCGCAGAGUCGCAGCCGCGACAUUUCUCCUCAAAUUCAACAUGCAGGGGAGGUUCUCAAUGCCUAACUUUAUCUUCGGCGACAUCGACAUUGCCUGGCAGGCGAACGACGCUCUUGAGGUCGACACCAAGGCGAGCGUCGUUAACCGCAAGAAACCCUUCCACCACAGAGCGAUCUCCGAUGUGAUCGCUCAGCAUUGGUUCCAUGGCCACAGGGAUUUUGCGUCUGUGGCUGCUAACGAUCGGUUCAGCGAGGUUCCCAACAACCUCAUUGCUCUUGUCUGCAAUGCGAUCGAGGCCGCGUUGGUGGACAUAGCUACUGGGACUCACAAUUUUACGAACAAGAUGUAUGCGCCGAAGUGGGGCAACAUCAUGGGUAUCCUCGAUCAAUUCGAGCACAAAGCCCCGGACGCAUAUGAGUCCAUGAAGGCGUUGAUCUGGACCAAUGUCAUGGCGCUGGUUGACGAACAGAAGGCAUCGAAGUUGAAGGAUCAGGCAGAAGCAGAGGUCGACGUAGGUGGUCGAGGUCGCGCCGCCGUCGAAGCAGCCGCCGCCGCCGUCGAAGCAGCCGCCGCCGCCGUCGAAGCCGUCGUCGUCGAACCCGCCGUCGAAGCCGCCGCCGCCGCCGUCGAAGCCGUCGUCGUCGAAGCCAUCGUCGAAGCCGUCGUCGUCGAAGCCGCCGCCGUCGAAGCCGUCGUCAUCGAAGCCAUCAUCGUCGAAGACGUCGAAGCCAUCGUCAUCGAAGCCUGGACCUGGACCAUAGGUGCAGCUUCUACAGCUGAGCAGGAAUCUGCAUCUCAGUUGCAAACAUCGGCCGUCCACGAGGAUAGCGACGACGGCCCAUCUCCAAGAUAUCCAAUACAACAGUCUAUCAUCUACGUCAAUAUGUCAACACUUGGAAUGGGAUAUGAGUAUGCGGUGAUGUCUUCUGUCUGA
Messenger RNA from Fomitopsis serialis, 7083 nucleotides. RefSeq lists its product as uncharacterized. NCBI's taxonomy places the organism in Eukaryota, Fungi, Basidiomycota, Agaricomycetes, Polyporales, Fomitopsidaceae. The transcript is spliced from 34 exons. Bases 1 to 7083 code for a protein of 2360 amino acids. The record is from RefSeq and is a predicted model, not a curated record.